AAUUUCUGCACAAUACAUCGGUAGCAUUGCGAUUUUAGUAAUGUCUGAAAAACGGAAUGAAACACUAAAGUGUGCAGAAAGGAUGUUAAUUGUAUUUUUAUUUUCGUAGCUAAAUUCUUGCUAACGUUAAGCCAGGCUACGGUUGUAGCUAAUGUUAUGUCAACUCGCUUCCAUAUUGUCAGAGCACAGUCUGACCACUACAAACGUACACGUGUGUAAUACAUUCAGUUUUAAGGAGUCCGUAUGAGCGUACAUGACCAGAAUAUUAGCUUUGGUUUGCUGGAUAUCAAACCGACAGAACACGGAAUGGAAGCUGGUGUAUUGUACAUAUUUAUAAAAAUGUUACAUUAAGCACUAUAUGAAUGCAACGAUGUCAUGUGUUCGGUGCAUAAGUGUGAAAUGUCCCAGUGAGUUCUUAAGCGGUGACAUUUAUUUUAUUUUAACUAAUCAAACAUACUUCACGUCUGUUUUGAGAUGGAAGACGGUAACAGGACCGAUGCUGCCUCCACAUCAAAAAGCCACGCCGGCUCACUCCACCUGCAGACUCCAAAAAAUGAAGAAACCUAUGAAAUUGUCAUCCCCUAUGAAGAAAACACCUUUGAGCAGCAAGGAUUUUUCAACCAGAGUGAUCAGAAUUUUGAUGAAUCGCCCCCAUCUGCUGGCCCGUCCCAAGUAAACAACUUAUACAUGGUGAUCACCAACCUGCGGACCCAGCUACAGAUAUCUCUAGAGAAAAACUCCUGGAUGCAGAAAAGAAUUGAGGACUUGGAAGAGGAGAGGGACUUCCUCCGUUGCCAGCUGGACCGCUUUAUAUUUUCCACAAAGAGCCAGGAGCAGAGUCAGAGCCAGUACAGUAACGGUUAUGAAUCCAGACGAUUCAACUGGAGGAUAAGAAGAGAGGAAGGCCGUUCUGUUGAGCAACAAAAGCCUCAAGAGUCUCAGCAUUUCUCCUCACGGCAGUUUAUGCAACGAAGGCCUGGUCCUCCAACCAUGGUGCCUUCCAAAAACCCUGUCUCCAGUCCACUAACCAAUCAACUCGCAUCUAUAAAUGCUUUGUUCAACUCUACCCAAACCCAGUCCCUCUUGCAGGGCCAUAACCACAGUACUCCCAAUGCCACAGCCAGUGGCAGCAGCAACAGUAACAGGUCCCCCAUGAAUGAAAUGAGUGGACAUAGCAACAUAGAUUCAAUUUCACUCUUGGGAGAAUCUGAUGAGUACUUGGAGCAGGAUGGCUACCUCGACGAGGAAGAAAUGAUAUCAGGGGAAGAUUUGAUGCAAGGUAACAUUAACAACAAAGGACACCAAUUUAAGAGAAGGCGGGUCUUCCGAGCCCCAAGAGAGCGACAGAGAGUGAAAGAUGCUGCUGGAGUGCUGUUUCGCUACAAAAAGAUCCUGCUAACAUACCAGCGUCUGAAAAACAUGUCAAAAGCCUUCCAGAUCCAUGGUGUGGACCGCAACACUGUGGCUUCCACUACACCCAUUGCGGAGCUGCUACUUGUGGCCCCAGAAAAGGUGGCAGAGGUGGGCGAGUUUGACCCAUCAAAGGAAAAGCUUCUGGACUAUGCCCGGCGCUGCUACACUGCACUGGAUGAGGAGACACUUAACAGGGUGCAGGCCCUGAAGAAGAAUAACCUGCUCUUGCCUAUCUCCUACAGGUUCAGACACUGAGGAGAGAAGGACAUGGGGGUUAACUGUGGAGAGAAGAAGCAGUUAAGUUCUGCUGCAGCAGGCCAGCUCACCUCCGAGGUUGGAGAUGCCCAGAAGCAGGAGGAAUUAUUUUUGCUAUCUCAGCAUACAAUGAUUCUGCUUUGAACUUUAUAAUACUAAAAUUAACAGUUUGCACAUAAUGCAGACAGGGCAGUCAGACUGUUCCUGUCGGUAUCUUAACCAACAGACACACACACUCAGUUAUGUCAGUGUUUUUCUUUACCUGGAGAAAUGUACCCCGUAUGAUAACUGUCAUUUUCAAUAUACUGUUUUCAAUGGUUUAUGUGUGAACAAAAUGUCUCUUAACUAUUGGGAUAAUAGAGGGGGAUUGCUUCCUUCAAUACUUAAAUGUGUAACCAAUUUAGCGUGUUCAUGUUUUAGCCUCAAUAUUUGCCAAGACACUGACCUUUAUUGAUUGAACAUCUGGAUCAGUUUGUGGCCAGUAGUUGAAUAAUUGAUUGUGUGGAUCAUCACGUCUAAAAGAUUUAUGAGCCUUGCCGUUUUUAUCACUAUAUUUGUGUGCACAAUCCUAAACAUAUUCAAGCUCUUAUUCACAAUGUCUGUUUAUGUUAAAACGAUGCUGCACUCAAUAGAUUUUGUAGGGAUAAAUUAUUAUUAUUAUUAUUAUUAUUAUUUUAUACUGUAUUUUUAAGAUAUCAUAAUUUCCUUUUGUUAAUAUUGCUCUUUGUGUCUGUGCUUUAUUAUUUUGGGCGUUGACAUUAUAACCAUUUUUAACCUUAACACUAACAGGAUUUGAUGAUGCAAGUCAUGAAAUACUUUUGGGUCACUUUAUACCCUGAACAGCCACUGAGUUUGAAUUAGGGAGUCAUUUUGUCUGUCUGUUCCUUUCCAUUUAUCCUGUUGUAAACGAGGAGAAAAAAAUAAUAUUAGCAAGAGAAAGAAGUAAACAUGUACUGACUGUAUUAAAGACGAGUCCACAAUUACUUAGUGCCGAUUUACUUGUUUGUUCUGUUAUAAAGAAACGAGUUGAGAAUAUUUUCCGGCAAUUUUAUAAACUGAGCUUGCAUUAAUAAUAUUAAUGUCAAUAAAUCUGAAUAACAGCGAUGGAAA
Messenger RNA from Eleginops maclovinus (Patagonian blennie), 2778 nucleotides. It is a transcript of the gene ccdc106a, whose product is annotated as coiled-coil domain containing 106a. The transcript has 7 exons. NCBI's taxonomy places the organism in Eukaryota, Metazoa, Chordata, Actinopteri, Perciformes, Eleginopidae. Gene Ontology annotation, cellular component: nucleoplasm. The record is from RefSeq and is a predicted model, not a curated record. The coding region runs from base 475 to 1668 and encodes 397 amino acids.